This is a messenger RNA of Acanthaster planci (crown-of-thorns starfish), 1549 nucleotides long. RefSeq names its product apoptosis-enhancing nuclease-like. Gene Ontology annotation, cellular component: nucleus. Lineage: Eukaryota; Metazoa; Echinodermata; Asteroidea; Valvatida; Acanthasteridae. The record is from RefSeq and is a predicted model, not a curated record. Gene Ontology annotation, molecular function: nucleic acid binding; 3'-5' exonuclease activity. Gene Ontology annotation, biological process: rRNA processing.
CUGAUUAGUUCGCCGGGCGUUUCGGUGUUUCGCAAUCAGUAAGCAAUCGGUGUAGAUAUCGGUAGAAACUGGUCAUGCACAUCAAGAUUCAGUGUGUAUAUUUCGUGUUGGUUAGAGAGUCACGAUAUGAGAAACAAUCAUGCCAUCUGCCAAAGUCAAGGGUAAAGCCGAUGAGGCUGGCCACCAGGCCCUCAGUGCAUCUGGAGCAGCUUGUCCAGGCAGCCAGUCACUAAGGCAGCCGAGGAAGAGGACCAGAAAGAACAAGGCAAAGAAGGCAGCCAAGAAGAAGAUGCGGAACAUGAAACUGCCGACGAGACUCGCCAGACUCCUGAGCUACAAGGCCAAGAGGGCCAGUCUAGAAGUUUUGCAGGCAGAGUCUGUGCAGUCAAACCAAACGUUACAGGCAGGAAGCACAGCACUAACACACUGUGACAAAAAUGUUUCACCUGUAGUUUCUAGCGACAGGGUCAAGGGUUUUUUGGAGGGAUGCAAGAACGGAUGUUCAUCUACCUUUCAUAAAGCAUUAGCAUGUAGCUCUUCUCAUGGGGAGAAUAAAUCGAAUGGAACUUUUCUUGGAGAUAUUAAUAGUAGGGAUGGAAGUUCGGAUGGAUGGAGACUGAUUCCAAAGGAGAAGCUCAUUGCUCUUGAUUGUGAAAUGGUCGGCGUGGGUCCACAGGGGAGAACUAGUGCCCUGGGGAGGUGCAGCAUCGUCGAUUACGACUGUAACAUCUUAUACGAUUCUUACAUCAAGCCGGAGCUGGCAAUCUUCCACUACCGGACGCCAUGGAGCGGCAUCCGCAAACACCACAUGGUGGACGCCGUCCCCUUCCGGGAAGCUCAGCAGCAGAUCGCUGGCAUCCUGCAAGGGAAGAUCCUGAUUGGCCAUGCACUGAUAUCUGACAUCCAGGUCCUCCAGCUCGGCCACCCAUGGGAGGAUACAAGGGACACCAGCAUGUACAAGGGCCUGUGUGAGCUGGCCGGAUUGACCAUCGGCCCGGGUCAGCACCCCAGCUUGAAGAGGCUGACCAAGCAGCUCUUUGGCCACUCCAUCCAGCAGGGCGAGCACUGCUCCGUUGAGGAUGCCCGCGCAACAAUGAACCUCUACAAACUUGUUGAGCGCCAGUGGGAGGAAGAAAGAGUGUCUGGUUUCUCCGACAAGGGUUUCCGGGUCAGCUUCAUGGACGAUCAUUUUUGGCCGGAGGAUCUAGACCAGUAAAAUGCCUUGACGUGGCCCUGGUUUCUCCGCCAAUUUCCUUACCUUCAUAACUCCGUCACUAUGCUCACAUGAAUUUGUCAAUUUCUGGAUAAAUGAAAUUCAUUUUUGAACUUGUGAAAUGCAAAAAUUUUAAGUUGUCGGUGAAUUUUUGCUUGGCAAAAAUGCAUUAGAAAAAUAUAUUUAAUAUGCACUUUAUGAUUUCCAAAAUUCUAGAAUUUCAGAAUUGUGUUCUUCGUAAAUUUAUCCUUCAAUCUAUUUAAUCCUUUCAUUAUAUGAAACACCAAGUUGGCUUGUUGAAUAAUCUAAGCUACCUUCUCGUCUUCCACGGUCUCU